Molecule: messenger RNA, 1539 nt
Organism: Diabrotica balteata
Lineage: Eukaryota; Metazoa; Arthropoda; Insecta; Coleoptera; Chrysomelidae
Source: the annotation of a GenBank genome assembly
AUGAAGAUAUUUUUGUUAAUAUUUAUAUUUUGGUCAAUUCAAAAAUUUGGUUUAAGUUACAAUAUUUUGGGUGUUUUUGCUUUUUGUCAGUAUAGUCACUUUUCACUGGGAUUUCAAUUGUUAAAAUCGUUGGCAGAUAGGGGCCACAAUGUUACUAUGAUCAGUUGUUUUCCCCAACAAAAACCUAUUAAAAACUAUGUGGAUAUAUCAGUAAAGGUAGGAAAUAAUCAGGAUCAAGUACUAGGUAUAUUAGCGAGAGGACCUGAACUAAGAACAAUGACGCAUUGGGCAAAAUUAAACUUCAUGGCAGCAUUCGGAGAAAUUUAUAGUUCAGUCAUAUUCGAAGUAAAAGAAGUUCAAGAUUUACUAAACUCCGAUCAAAAAUUUGACGUUGUAAUUCAGGAAAAUUUCCUAAACGAAGCAUUUGCGAUAUUUGCUUAUAAGUUUAACUGUCCGUCGAUUAUGUUUGUGCCGACUCCGACAACAUUUUUUAGUAAUUACAUAGUAGCCAACCCUUGGUCGCCGGCUUUUAUCCCGAGUAUUAUAGGAGAAUAUACAGCAGAAAUGAAUUUUUGGCAGCGGCUUCGAAAUACUUAUGAACAGGUACUUGGGGAAUAUUUUAUCCACCAUAAGGAGAUUCCAAUCCAAAACCAAAUGUUGAAAAAAUACAUUAAAGGUGCUCCUGAUCUAAACAGCAUUUUAUACAACACUAGUUUGUUAUUUAUUAGUUCACACGUUAGUUUUAUUGAUCCAAUACCUCUGCAACAAAAUGUAAUUCCCAUUGGAGGAUUUCACGUGACUCCUCCUGAGCCCUUACCAAAGAAAAUCAAGCAUUUCUUGGAUUCCGCUCCCCACGGAGUUAUCUUAUUUUCGAUGGGUUCAAAUAAAGGUAUCACUUUUAAUGCUUGGCAAAAGAAAGACAUGUUGAAAGUGUUUGCAAAACUUUCACAAAGGGUGAUCUGUAAUGUAGAUUUAGCUCCAUUUGAGAUACCAGAAAAUGUGCUGGUAGAAGAGUGGGUGCCCCAAAAAGACAUCUUAGCUCAUCCAAACACAGUGGCUUUCAUUUCUCAUGGCGGUUUAUUGGGAACAACUGAAGCGGUAUAUUUUGGAGUUCCAAUACUGGGAAUACCAAUGUUCUGGGAUCAAGCUAAAAAUAUUGAAGAGGUAGUUGCAAAAGGUUUUGCUAUACGAUUAGAUUUCGAAGAUAUUAACGAGCAGACUUUUGAAACAUACCUUAAAGAACUUCUUAAUGAUACUAGUUAUAGGAGAAGAGCUAAAGAAAGGUCACAAAUGCUUCGCGAUCAACCAGUAAACCAACGAGACCAAGCUGUAUUUUGGGUAGAAUAUGUAAUUAGACACAAGGGAGCGCAUCAUUUGAAAUCAGCUGCGCUUAAGCUUAAGUGGUACCAAAGGUACCUUUUGGAUAUUAUUUUAUUUGUCACUGUCACGUUUAUAUUUAUUAUAUUUGCGUUUUGCUACUGUAUAAAAUUAUUGGUAUCUAUAAAAAAUCAAACAAAGCUAAAGAGUAAAAUAAAAUAA